Messenger RNA from Aspergillus wentii DTO 134E9, 936 nucleotides. RefSeq names its product isoflavone reductase family protein. Lineage: Eukaryota; Fungi; Ascomycota; Eurotiomycetes; Eurotiales; Aspergillaceae. The transcript is spliced from 3 exons. The coding region runs from base 1 to 936 and encodes 311 amino acids. The record is from RefSeq and is a predicted model, not a curated record.
AUGGCCGAUCGACUGACAAUCGCAAUUGCCGGUGCAUCUGGCAACCUGGGCAAAAAGCUCACGAGAGCCUUUUUCUUGCCUGCCUUCAAAUCUCGAUUCCAGGAUAUCAUUCUUCUAUCCCGGACAGAAUCACCAAAACUUCAAGAGUUUACUGCCCAGGGAGCCAAAAUUCGGAUCUACAACAAGGACUCUCUUGCUGAAACUCUCAGUGGGGUCGAUGUGCUCAUUAACGCAAUCGGGCCGGAAGGACAUGCAUUCAAGGAGACGCUCCUCCGUGGUCUGCCGGCAACAUCAGUGAAGCUAUAUAUUCCGUCCGAAUUUGGCGUCGAUCAUUACGUCCAUGAUUUUCCCCAUGUCGAGUGGGAUGCGAAGAAACACCAUAUGGACCUAGCCAGCAAACUCCUUGGACAGUCGGACACGAAGAUCUGUAAGGUCUUUGCUGGUUUGUUUCUGGAAGACUCCAUCGGCCCUUGGUUUGGCUUCAACACGGCGAAAGGCCAUUACGAAGCUGUGGGCGACUCUUCGCGGCGGAUAUCAUUUACUAGCAUGGAGGAUGUCGGACGGGCAGUCGCAACGUUGGUCAGUUCAUCCAUCGAUGCUGUACCAGAGCAGAUCCACCUCAGUGGUGACAGCAAAAGCGUGGAGGAAAUUGCGCAAAUCAUGCAGGAGAAUGGAUCGGGGAGUAUCAAAGUAUCCUGCAUUGACCUAGAGGAAUACAAAAGUAAAAUCCUUGCUAGGCCAUCUGGAACACCAGAAAGAUAUUUGCGAUUUUUGAUGGGAGAGGGAAAGAUUGACCAUACUCAGGAUGGAAUUGGGAAUGGAAACGAUAUCGUCAACGCCAACGAAACCAACUGGAAGUGGAAAUCAAUGCAGGAUCUGGCACAUGAGACUGGAGGAAGGCCGUGGGCUGAUUUCAAAUGGGAGCCCACUGUUUAG